AUGGGAACGACAAAGCUUCACACGCACCGAGUCCAGAUACUUGACCUGCCUCCGGAUGUCCAACUCGUGCUUACGUACAAUAGGCACAAUAGUUCAGGCGUGAAUCAUGCCAUCGUAUCCCUGCUCGCUGAGGAACUCCUCGUAGCUCUCCACGAAUCGAUGGAAGCAGGUGCCCAGGAAGUGAAUCUACUGCGAAUGCAGAACAUGGCCGAACGAGUCCUGGUCCUCAGCCCAGACGAUACCACGCUCGGCUAUUGUACUGGGGUCAUAGCCCAUGGCCUCGAGGGUAAAGAGGUCGCUGGCACGGAGGGCUGGAUAUGCAUCAGUAUUGGGAUGCGGUUUUGGGGCACCGGCGUGUGA
Diaporthe amygdali is the source of this 360-nucleotide messenger RNA. RefSeq lists its product as uncharacterized. Lineage: Eukaryota; Fungi; Ascomycota; Sordariomycetes; Diaporthales; Diaporthaceae. The coding region runs from base 1 to 360 and encodes 119 amino acids. The transcript has a single exon. The record is from RefSeq and is a predicted model, not a curated record.